This is a messenger RNA of Belonocnema kinseyi, 747 nucleotides long. RefSeq lists its product as uncharacterized. Bases 30 to 662 code for a protein of 210 amino acids. NCBI's taxonomy places the organism in Eukaryota, Metazoa, Arthropoda, Insecta, Hymenoptera, Cynipidae. The transcript is spliced from 2 exons. The record is from RefSeq and is a predicted model, not a curated record.
AUUCUGUCGUUGUAUGUAAUCUCAUCAAAAUGAACGGGCUACCUUUCUGGAGUCUGCUAAUUGUUUGUGGGAUUUUGUCCCAAGGAAUUGUGGUUUUAUCGGUUGAAAAUGUUGAGACAUCAUCGGAUCUUCUGAGUCGUCAAAAGCGAUCUACUCGACUGGCUCGUCCAGAAUUGAUCAGAUCGCAUCAACAGCAUCAAUCAUUUGGCCAACCAAUGAUCGCAACGCAUCAGCAGCAUCAAGCUUUUUCCCAACUGAUUAACAGAACACCUCUGCAACAAUUGGAGGCACCCUCUGCAGUGAGCAUCCGGAUACAUGGUGUCAGAGUGGGUCUCGGGAUUGUGAUUCAUUCUUAUAUCAUCGCAACGAAAGCCAGCUAUUUUCGGAAUACGAGUCUGGCACGUACAAGUGUUACAUUUUUUUCGCCAACUCGUCGAGAUUACGAGCGCCGUCGUAUAGUACACAUUGAAGAAUGUCGAGGUAUUCCAACUGAACCUCUUGCUCCACACAAUGUUGCCUUGGUUGUAGUUAAUGAAAGGAUUUUUGUGCACGAAGGUGCUGAUAUGAGACUUCGAGAUAAUUUCACCCCAAGUGAAAUUAGGUGGAUUCGUAGUAAGGUUUUAUCGAUGAUUCCACACCUUACAGAAUACAAUCUACAUUAAUUUGCAAUGCACACAUUGACGUGUAAAAAUUCGUAUGUAACAAGCUAUUACGUCAGAUAUCAGGAAAUAAAUCUUUAACAAAGUG